This is a messenger RNA of Serpula lacrymans var. lacrymans S7.9, 2173 nucleotides long. RefSeq lists its product as uncharacterized. Bases 513 to 1931 code for a protein of 472 amino acids. The record is from RefSeq and is a predicted model, not a curated record. NCBI's taxonomy places the organism in Eukaryota, Fungi, Basidiomycota, Agaricomycetes, Boletales, Serpulaceae. Gene Ontology annotation, molecular function: hydrolase activity, acting on carbon-nitrogen (but not peptide) bonds, in cyclic amidines. The transcript is spliced from 7 exons.
AGAGUAUUGCUAUUAGGGUCACACCCGGGUGGACUAAAGUGACAAAGGAUAUGGUGUUUUCUUCACUGCCCUUAGCACUCCGCGAGAGAUCCGAGGCAAUCUUCGCACCUCGCAAGACCAGAUCGGAUUUCCUCCAAUAAUAACAAAAGCACCGUGAAUGCAUAUGGGUUCGCUGCAAGGCCAAGCUUCAAAUUUCCUAAUGUGAAGGAAGGAUAAGAGAAGGCAUUUUAGUGUGUAUUCAACAGACAAUUGAAUUUGCGGAAACCUGCAUGUUUCGAUUUUAAAUCAUAGGCCUAUAACGGGAUGGGUAAGGGCUAGUUAGUUGUGUACUAUAUUAUUUGGAGCGUGGGGGACACCUAUCAGGAAGUGACGUUCACAACUUUCGGUGGUAUUCCGCGCCGAGGUUUUGGACCCAGUAUAGAAACAAUGAUGUCCCUGUUCACUGGAGCGGACUUGCAGUAAUCCCGUUCGGAUUUCGGUGGACAUUGUCAAAUUCGCUUGACAAGCGUACUAUGAAAUCAUCCAGUCUGUCGCAUUCAGCUCAAUCUGAAGGCAAAACGAGCGUGGUGACAAACGUUCACUUGGCCCACUCCGAUCCAGAAUCUUCCAAGCAAUUGUGGAACGUUAUUUGCCAGCAAGGGCGCGUGCACAGAAUUUCUCCUGCAGAAAACGGUUGGGAAGGCUCGAAAGAAUGGCUGGGUGAUGUGAUAGAUGGGCGAGGUGGAGUCUUGCUUCCGUCCCUUUGCCAUUCCCACAUACACCUUGACAAGUGUUUCAUUCUUGAUCAAUGUGAUCAACUAGCUUCGGGAUCAUUGAAAGAAGCGCUACAAGUCACCAAUAAAGCCAAGGCCGCUUUCCCGCUACAUUUGGGCGACCUGUAUGAUCGUGCAGCGCGCUUAAUCCGUGAGAGUGUAGAGGCAGGUGUCACGGCCAUGCGCGCACAUGUUGAAGUUGAUGCUACAGUAGAAUUUGAAUGUCUGAACGUUGGUCUGAGGCUCGCAGAAGAAUGGGCCACUGUUUGCGAUAUUCAAAUUGCAGUGUUCGCGCAAGAACCUCUCUUCUCAGAUGCUGAAGCAACUUCUCCUGGUCCAAACUAUCAUCUUCUUGUGGCAGCAGCAGCUCGCUCAGGUGUCAGUGUUGUAGGCUCCGCUCCUUACUUCGAGCCAACAACCGCACAGACACUGCAAAAUAUCAGACUCAUCUUCGACCUCGCUCAAUUGCAUUCCCUACAUGCAGAUUUUCAUCUUGACUACAAUCUCGAUCCUUCCACUCAGCCACUUAUAUGGACUGUCAUUGCGGAGAUGCGAGCGCGUGGAUGGACACGCGCGGCGUCAAGCAAAUGUGUAACCGUUGGGCACGCAACGCGCCUUGGACUGCUGCGCGAGGAAGAAUGGCACCGGUUAGCUAUAGACAUGAAGGAACUACCACUCGCGCUUGUUGGACUCCCUCAAAGCGAUAUGUAUAUGAUGCGAGGAGCCACCACUGCUUCCCGCUCCCUUGACGUCUCUCGCUUGUGGCGUAUCUAUGGUGUACAUAUCGCAAUGAGCGUGAAUAAUGUUGAGAAUGCUUUUACACCUCAAGGAUCUCUUGAUCCACUCACGUUGGCGAGCCUUGGAGUAGGAAUGUUCCAAGUCGGUGCAGAAAUCGACUGGAUGGCACUGCUGCGUGCUGUCACCAUUUCGUCCAAGGAAGCCAUUGGCAUAGUCUUCAAUAUUAACCAGCAGAAGGAUGACCGUGGCGAUCUGGAUCUUGUUCCACAGCCCGGCGAAUAUGCAGAUUUUAUCAUAGUGCACGAGACACGGAGAUGGCAGUCAGCAAUUUUGAACCCUGCCUUUUCUCGCACCACGGUGCGGAGGGGAAAUGUCGUAGCGACGAGGAAGGUAGACAGAUGGAAUGCUAACAUGGGUGAACUUGAAGGAACAAGAGUAUAGACAUCAUAGCCCGAGUCAGUGGUUGCAACGACUCGAAGUGUGUGGGUUCUUGUAAGCCCGCGCGAUGGCCAAUGAUGGACAGCCUGACAGUCUUUCUAUUCAUUACUUUCAGGCGAUAUAGUGCUGACCUGAGGCUCUUUGCUAUAACUUGGCUAAUAUUCGUAUCAUGCUAUUCAUGUCUAGAUGUUGCCGCGUUCUCCAAGUUACGAUGUCACGUAGCACAUAUCGACCUCUUAACAUUU